GGGCCGGGCCGGGCCGGGGGCGGGGUCUCCACCGCCUCCUCCGCUGCAGGCCGAGGAGAGAUGGCCGCCGCCGACGGUGUCGGAGAGUCUGCGCAGGGUGGCGAGCCCAGUCAGCCGGAGCCGCCGCCGCCCCAGCCGCCCCAGGAAGAGGCGGUGGCGUCCCCUAUGGACGACGGGUUCCUGAGCCUGGACUCGCCCACCUAUGUCCUGUACAGGGACAGAGCAGAAUGGGCCGAUAUAGAUCCAGUGCCACAGAACGAUGGUCCCAAUCCAGUGGUCCAGAUCAUUUAUAGUGAAAAAUUUAGAGAUGUCUAUGAUUACUUCCGGGCCGUCCUGCAGCGCGAUGAGAGAAGCGAGCGGGCGUUUAAACUGACCAGAGAUGCCAUUGAGUUAAAUGCAGCCAAUUACACAGUAUGGCAUUUUCGAAGAGUUCUCCUUAAGUCACUUCAGAAGGAUCUGCAUGAGGAAAUGAACUACAUCACAGCAAUAAUUGAGGAACAGCCCAAAAACUAUCAAGUUUGGCAUCACAGGCGCGUGCUGGUGGAGUGGCUGAAAGACCCAUCUCAGGAGCUUGAGUUUAUUGCCGACAUUCUCAGUCAGGAUGCCAAGAAUUACCAUGCCUGGCAGCAUCGGCAGUGGGUCAUCCAGGAAUUUAAACUUUGGGAUAAUGAGCUACAGUAUGUAGACCAGCUUCUCAAAGAGGAUGUGAGAAAUAACUCUGUCUGGAACCAAAGAUACUUCGUAAUUUCGAACACCACUGGCUACAAUGAUCCUGCUGUUUUGGAGAGAGAAGUCCAGUACACUCUAGAAAUGAUCAAACUAGUACCACAUAAUGAAAGUGCAUGGAACUAUUUGAAAGGGAUUUUGCAGGAUCGUGGUCUUUCCAAAUAUCCUAAUCUCUUAAAUCAAUUACUUGAUUUACAACCAAGUCACAGUUCCCCUUACCUAAUUGCCUUUCUCGUGGAUAUCUAUGAAGACAUGCUAGAAAACCAAUGUGACAACAAGGAGGACAUUCUUAAUAAAGCAUUAGAGUUAUGUGAAAUCCUAGCUAAAGAAAAGGACACUAUAAGAAAGGAAUAUUGGAGAUACAUUGGAAGGUCUCUUCAGAGCAAACACAGCACAGAGAGUGACCCACCUACAGAUGUACAGCAAUAACACCAUCUAGAAGAACUUGAUGGGAUGCUUCUAUUUUUUUAAGUGACUCUAAUGCAGGAGUUAAGAACUAGAGUGAUCAUUCCCUUGGCCGGUGGUGUAAAACAUGCGUCCCACAGGUACUGCUUUUUAACACGAACUAGGUGUGAUGCUUUUUGGGUGCUGCUGCGUUUCAGACUAGUUUAAGUAAUUGGACUCUUUCUAAGCAAAGUAAUUCUUUGGGAGGAGGGAGAAGAAACAAGGUCCUAUAAAGGAACUUCUGUAGUCUUAUCAACAUUUACUCUAAUUCCCUAGCACCACCUCCUCCCUAAGUCGUGUAUGUGUCAGGAUCGGCAGCCUCAAGGAUUGCACGAAACUUGAGUGUAAAGGAUAGGAGGUAACUGAGAGCAGUUGUUCCUUUAGAGCUGCUGCAUACGCCACACUCACAGUAUCUCACCAUCUCUGUAACCAACUAAUGCCAAAAGAAUGGUUUUGUAAUAAAAUUAUAAAUGUAUCCUAAAACAAUGCCAUAGUAGUUUGAUCUUUUAAGUACCAUUUAACCAAAUACAAAGGAUUUCUUGACUUAGAAAAGCAGUUGAGGGGAGUUCCCCUCAUGGCGCAGCAGAAACGAAUCCAACUAGGAACCAUGCAUGAGGCUGUGGGUUCGAUCCCUGGCCUUGCGCAGUGGGUUAAGGAUCUGGCAUUGCCGUGAUUGGUGGUAUAGGUCACAGACGAGUCUUGGAUCUGGCGUUGCUGUGGCUCUGGCAGCUACAGCUCCGAUUAGACCCCUAGCCUGAGAACCUCCAUAUGCGGCAGGUGUGGCCCUAAAAAGCAAAAAAAAAAAAAAAUUAAAAAAAAAAAAGAAAAGCCGUUGAGGAAGAAAAUGUUGCUACACUGUGCACAAUUCGGCAGCACACAUACUAAAAUUGGAACGAUAUAGAGAAGAUUAGCAUGGCCCCUGUGCAAGGAUGACGCACAAAUUCGUGAAGCAUUCCAUGUUUUUAAAAAAAGAAAAAAGAAAAUGUUGCUAUAAAACUGAAGAAACAGAGUUCCUGUCAUGGCUCAGCGGUUAACGAAUCUCACUAACAUCCAUUAGGAUGCAGGUUCAGUCCCAGGCCUUGCUCAGUGGGUUAAGGAUCUGGUGUUGCUGUGAGCUGUGGUGUAGGUUGCAGAUGUGGCUCAGAUCCUGUGUUGCUGUGGCUGUGGUGUAGGCCAGCAGCUACAGUUCCAAUUUGACCCCUAGCCUGGGAACCUCCAUUUGCCACGGGUGCUGCCCUAAAAAGAAAAAAAAAAAAACUGAAGAAACAAGGUGAUUAUGUUAAAAGAAAUGUAGUUGAAAUUGUAGUGAAUUGGUCAGUUCUUGACCACAAGCACAAAAUCCAUUCAAUGUGGUUUAAACCCACAGGGUUUAUUGAGGUAUACAGAUAACUCGAAGAAUAAGUAAUUACCUGAUUUCCCAGAAAUACAUCCCAAAACCCGACUGCAGAACUGUACCAUUGUGAUGCUGUUGCCUGUGCUGGGAGCAGGAACUGCUGAGUGAGGCUGCUGGCCCCGGGACUGACCAGCUCCACCACAUCCCCUGCAGGGACACCUGCUUUCCACCACAUGUGAUGCGGUGCCAAAUUAAAGGCUCACCUUAGUGCCGUUGAUUGGAAAGGACCUAAAGGACAUCUCAAACCCCUAACUGCAAAGGCAUCUGGGAAAUGUAGUUUAUAGCUUUCCGCUUCCAUGAACUCAGGAGGACAUGCUAGAAAGGAGCUGAAGGUUGAACAAGCCAGUUCUCUGUGCCUGCAUAUCAAGUCUCCCCAUCAAUAAAGAAUUUUUGUUUAAUGUUCAAAGCACCAAACUACAGCUAAAGAAAUUAUGUACAGUAGAAUUGUCAUCUCAAGAAGUCAGGAAAUGACAACAUUUUAAUAAUUCCUGGAGAAAAUAGACUUUGUGGGGAUUAUUUUUAACAUUUUACAUGUCAGCUUUUGUUUUUGGACUCCAGAAAUUUCUGAUGUUAUGUUUGAAAUUUUCAUAAAAUGUCAUCCCUAUGUAGACAUUUUCAAAGGUGUCAUAAGGAACAAAAAUUAUAUAGAAAAGUUCUCCUAAGAUGGCUGUGGACUCAACAAAACUCCUAGAGACUCUUUAAUAAGCAGCUUAAUGGCAGUUUACUAAUACACACUGAGAAAUGUACGGGCAGCCCAAGCAAUUGCAUCAGCCUAGCCACGUGGUAUUUUCUGCCGAAGUUUAACUAGGUGGUGAUGUAUUGGUCAAAAGGCUGUUUGGUGAAUAUGGAAUCACGUGAGGCGGCUCCAUGAUUUAAAUGUAUCAUAUUUGAUAAUCCUAAUGAGGACCAUCGUCUAAUGCACAGCUGGAUACACAGUCCUGGCACUGCAGUUUUUUCAUUGCACUAACAAAAUGUCUUUGGAGGGGGCUUCUAGUUCAAAAUUAUUUGUCUAAUAAUACUAUCACUGUGUUGCUGUCUGCACUGUUGGUGCAUCAGCAAUGGGUAAACUACUGGUUCCUUAGCACAAAUCAAGGCAGUGGUACUGAAUGGUCAUUGUAUUCGUCACUGCCAUGCACUUGCUGAACAAUGUACUUGAUGAAUCAGUAAUUAUAUGUUUUAUUCACAGUA
Sus scrofa (pig) is the source of this 3751-nucleotide messenger RNA. It is a transcript of the gene FNTA, whose product is annotated as farnesyltransferase, CAAX box, subunit alpha. Gene Ontology annotation, biological process: protein geranylgeranylation; protein farnesylation. Gene Ontology annotation, molecular function: protein farnesyltransferase activity; CAAX-protein geranylgeranyltransferase activity. Gene Ontology annotation, cellular component: CAAX-protein geranylgeranyltransferase complex; protein farnesyltransferase complex; cytoplasm. NCBI's taxonomy places the organism in Eukaryota, Metazoa, Chordata, Mammalia, Artiodactyla, Suidae. The record is from RefSeq and is a predicted model, not a curated record.